AUUGAAUGUUUACACAAUAAUAUAAAUGGUUCUCUCUGGUUUUUGCGUUCCAGAAAAAGUUUCAAAAUUCGAGAUUUGAUUGAUUCGCUUCAAAUGGUUGAGUAUACUUUUAACUGUAUCAAAAUUGAGAAAUGACACAAAUAUUUUCAUAACUUAGACCUUAGUUAAGAUGGUCAGACUGUCAAAAACUCGAAUUUUCAGUUUAUAUCGGAAAAAGUCGAUUUAUAAUAUUGAUAAUGCAAAACCAAAGAAACCGCGACGUGAAAGUGUAAAUGUGAAUGUGAAUUAUGACUGGAGGAUCAGUCCAUUCUACAAUCCAAUUAAAGCUAGAUAUAAUUACUCAAAAUCGAUUGAAAAAAUACAUUCUGAAAUCAAGAAGAAAAAAUUAGAGGAAUUAAAAAAAUUGAAAGAAGAGGAGAAGCUACGGCAAAAGGAGUUGGAAAUAUAUCAAGGUAAAUACAAGAGAUUAUUUUGGAGAAUAUGGUAUCUUACUUUUGGCCGACUUGGAGAAGACUGGGUAUUCUUAGCAUUUUUAGGAAUUUUUGUAGCUAUUAUAAGUUAUACCAUCGACAAAGGAACUUUUUAUUGUAUUAGUGGUAAACUUUGGUUAUAUGGUGACUUAGCUAAUGGCUUAUUCACAAAAUGGGUUGCUUGGAUAGCUAUACCCUUUUGUUUAAUUAUGUGGGACGUAGGAUUAACCCACUUAGUAGCACCUCAAGCAUCAGGUUCUGGUUUGCCGCAGAUAAAAACAAGUCUACGUGGUGUCUUUAUGAAAGAAGUACUUACGUAUAAAACACUAAUUGUUAAAUGGUUGGGUAUAACAGCUUCAAUUGGUAGUGGAUUACCAUUGGGAAAAGAAGGUCCUCUGAUUCAUAUGUCCAGUAUUAUUGUAACGAAAAUGAGUAAAUUGAUGUCUUCUUUCAACGCUGUCUACGUUAAUGAAAGCAAGAAAAUUGAAAUGCUAGGAGCGGCAUGGGCUGUGGGAACAGCAUGUACAUUCAACGCCCCAAUUGGAGGUGUACUUUUCAGUGUGGAAAUUACUACAGCAUAUUAUGCAGUAAGGAAUUAUUGGAGAGGCUUUUUUGCUGCAGUUUGGGGUGCAACAACAUACAGAUUGCUUCUGGUAUGGAUCGAUAGAGCUAAAACCAUUACAGCGGUAUUUCCAAGCAAUUAUUAUUUUGAGAUUCCUUAUGAUCCAAUAGAACUAUUUCCAUUUGCGUUAUUAGGAUUGAUUUGUGGAUUUGGAGGGUCGUUCUAUAUAUAUUGUAAACAGUGGUAUGAUUCUUUCGCAAAUGGUAACAAGAUAGUGAAGAAGAUAAAACAAUUCAACCGUUUCAUUUAUCCAGCGAUAGUUAUACUUGUCAUCACUACAAUUAAUUGGCCUCCUGCAGUUGGACAAUUCAUGGCAUCUGAACUGAUGCCAGCAGCGCAGGUUAUCAACCUCUUCAGCAAUUUUACAUGGAGUGGUUCUAAUCUGACGCUGACGGAACAAACUGUAGUAUCCCAUUGGACAACACCUUGGACUGGAUUUUACGCAAAUCUGGCUAUUUUUGGGGCGUACCAAUUCACGGGUUCUAUAGUAGCUUCUUCAUUACCGAUACCUAAUGGUGUUUUCAUACCUAAUUUUAGAGUUGGCGCUGCUAUUGGACGGAUUGUAGGGGAAGCAUUGAACGCUUGGUUUCCAGAAGGGAUUGGUAAGGCAAAGAUUGUUCCCGGUGCGUACGCGGCAGUAGGAGCAGCUGCAUUCUCUGGUGCUGUAACUCACACAAUGUCAGUCAGCGUUAUCUUAUUCGAAAUGACGUCAUCAGUUACAUAUCUCGUCCCAGUUCUAAUUGCCGUUCUCAUAUCUAAUGGUGUAGCAAGAUUUCUGGCACCUAGUGUUUAUGAUUUGGUAAUCAGAUCAAAAAAAUUACCUUAUUUGCCGAAUCUGCUGCCAAAUACUAGCAGUAUUUACGAUGUAUAUGUCGAAGAUUUCAUGAGAACAGACAUUAAAUAUUUGAAUUUGACUAUGAAUCACGGUCAAUUGAAAGAACUACUCAUGAAUAAUAAAAAAAUUAAUGUAUUUCCACUUGUGGAUCAUCCUCAAACAAUGACAUUGCUCGGUUCGAUCACGAGACCAGAGCUAAUAAUGCUGAUAGACAAUCAAAUUGGUACAGUUCAAAGGAGACAGUUCCUGCCUACCCCAAUGGUUGAAAGACGGGAAGAUUCUUUUGACAACAUUGAAUAUAUUCAAUCAAUGAGAAAACGGUCGGUUCCUAAUUUAGACGACUCCAGCGAUUCAGAAAGAGAGGACGAUAUAAGGAAUGAGGAUAAAAUUACUGUACAUCCAGGAAUGACAGAAAUGAAAGAAAUAAAAGCUGAUACUGUGGAAGAAGCGAGAAACCAGAUAAUGCAGAAAUGGGCACCAAUAAAACGACCAACAACAUUACCAGCUCCAAAAUCUCCUCUUCCGGAAAGAAGAUCGCCACUUCCAUCAAGAAGAGGAGCUACAUCAUUAUUAAAUUUAGAAAUACCAUCUAUCCGAAUAAGCGAUCUUCCAGCCACGGAUCAGAAAACAUGGGAAGAAAAUCAAUUGAAACAACAAGUAGACUUCACAAUGUGUCAUAUAGAUCCCGCCCCGUUCCAGUUAGUCGAAAGGACGUCUCUGUUAAAAGUCCAUUCGCUUUUUUCUCUGUUAGCCAUCAACUUUGCAUAUGUUACUUCAAUUGGUAAAUUAAUAGGUGUAGUAGGAUUGAAAGAAUUGAGAUGUGCUAUAGAAGAUGCCAAUAGUGGAAACCCACCUAAAAGAGCUGAUAAAUCUCUUAAAUUUGACAUUUCUGUACCGCCAACACCGACGCCAUUAACUCCGGUGAUUUCUGUAGUACCGCCAACAGAUUCAGGAAUUCAUGGGACAAAUAUAGAUAGAAUCGAUUAUAUCGAUGCGUAGAAUUUGAUUCUCAUAAAUUAAGAUAAUGGAUUAGAAAGAAAAUAUUUAUAAAUAAGUAUAUCCAUUUGGAUAAGAAGAUUCGCUAUAUUAUUUAGCUAUAAAUUAGGUAUUUAUAAAGAUAAUUACUACAUAAGUACGGAUUAUAUUAUUAGGCAAUAGUCUUGGAUUUCCCAUUAAGUAAGUUUUUAAAUCCGAUAAAACUUUAAAAUGUGGAAAAUAACAAAAAAAUCAAUUUAAAAAGAAAACGCUAUCAAAAGCAUUAACAUUUGAAAUUGAUUGCAAUUAUAUGACCCCAGCGGCAUUCUAGACACCUAAUUCUGGAAUACUUUUUCGAGCAUAGCUGGUAUAUGUUACGAAAUACCGAAAAAAAUUUCAUUUCAGUAAGUCGAUGGUUACAGUCGCUCUAUGGCAACUCUUUAACCCUUUUUAAGCCACAUCCAUAUUUGCAAUUAAACAAAUUCUGAUUGUGAUCCAUUAACCGUGUCAUAAUGGCUGUAAAACAAGCCAUUGGGCUUAAAUUUUUGUAAAUAAUUUUCAUUUUUUCUAUUACUAUAAUUUUUUAGUCCUUAAUUCGUUUUUAGGCAGUAUAUUGCAAUGCAGCCAUUCUUCUAUUGACCUCCCUUUCUUUUCAUUCCUUUUGAUAUUUUCACUCUCUUUCGAUCCAUUCUCUUCGGAUAGCCCACUCUUUUCGAUAUUACUACUUCUGUUAGUGUUGAUUCAUUAUAAAAUGCUUAUAUUUUAUUAUUUGUACUUCUUAUCUCUUGCCAUAAAAUCGUUUUCACAUAUAUAACUUGUUUUGUGGCGUCUUAUUCAGAACCCAAAUUUCACUUCCAUAGAGGUAUGUCUUAUUACUUUAUUAUAUAGUUUUUCUUUUGUAGUUUUGUAUACCUGCUUUGGUAUAGCCCUCUUGUCCUCUACUCGUAGCUAAUCUUCGUUACAUUUGUCGAUAAUCAAGACACCUUAAUACACGUAGUUUAUUAUUUUUCUUUUUUAUUUAUUUUUUCUGUGGUAAGGAAUUUCUAGUUCCGACAUUUUAGUUUUUAUUUUUAUGGAGUUAUUGAUUUUCAUUUUUCUUUGGCUACAAUAAUUAUUUAUUGGUCUGCUAUUACUAUUAGAUCUUUUUUUCCAUUAGUUAAACUAAGUCAAAAAUAUAAAUGUUUCGGCAGUUAAUAGUAUGCUCACUUUGAAUGUACUCAACAAGAAAUCAGAUAGUAAGGUUCCUUACUUUCUGAAGAGCCUUCAUAUUAAACGAUUUUGGUAUAGUUCUACAGUACACCAUGAUAAUUAUUAGUUUACUUACUUAAACCUCUUAAUUAUACGAAUCAAAUGAAACAUUAGUCUCAAAGUAGACUUCCCGCUGAAAUGGAUUAACUUUUUUCUUUCGAUAAUUAUCUACAAGUAGGAGUGAAUAGAAAAAUCAAACGAAUGUUUAUGACAAACAUUUGAAAUCAAUUAUCUUAUUAUCUUCAUCUGACUACAACCCCUAAAUAUUAUUAUGUUAUCUUUGUCGUUCCUUGACGGAUAUACUUUGUGCAAGUUCUGAGACAAAUUUUUAUUUCUGUGUUCACAUUUUAAGUCAGCAAAUACAACAAACCUAAUUUCUAAAUGGUAAUUUAUUGGAAAUCCGAAGAAGUCGUCUAAAUAUAAAGUUAAUUCAAGACUUGUUAACAAAGAAACCUUCGUAAGUAAUUCUGCUGGUAGUGAUAGUUCAAAACAUCCAAAUUGGAUCCAAAACCCAGUUCGAGCCUUAUAACUUGAUGUUAUUUUCUGUAAAUUUUCUUUAUCAGUUUCCUCGGUAUUUGGCUUUUUUACAGUCCCUAAACUAGAUAGUGGAUAAGGAUUGAGGGGCACAGCAUGUUUCAAAUUAAAGCAGAAGGUACAAAGAAAAAUAGUUUGAGAGCCCCUCAGCUGUAAUGAAAUUUAAUUUUUCGUAUCUUCCACCAUAUUUUUGUGGAUGAACAACAACUAUCCCUUGAAUAAAAAAAUAUUUUUCCAGUAGAAAGUGUCCUUUCUAGUUGCCAAAUAAAAGUGCUAAUCAUACAAUUGUUAGCAUUCAUUCCAUUUUAAAUUACAUAAUUUAUUUCUUUGUGAUUGAACAAUCUAAGAUCAUAAUAAAGAUCACAUUAAGUUUCUGAAACACUUUAUUUAUACUAUAUUGUAAUAGUAACUGAUCGUGUAAUGGUGGCAGUAAACAAAAUGUCCAAUAUAACACAAAGGAGGAAAGUUUUUCAUAAUUGUAAAGAUAUAAGGUACACACUAAUAAGGUGUACGUCUCUAUCUAUAAUCUUCAUUUUCCGAAAUCAUUCCAUUAUCGUGCAAAAAAUUGAUUUGGUAGCUAAUUAUUCACGUCAAUUGUAUACCAAUAUUAUUUUAUCAAAAACAUUGAUUAAACUGCAAUAAUAUCCAUAUUUUCUAGAACUUCUUAUUACUUUUUUGACCAAUAGAAUCAAAGAAAACACAAAUUUGAUUUUUUAUGCCAAAAGUUUCAUAAAAUAUUUUAUCAAGGCAUUGAAUAAUGAAAUUGAGUAGUAUUAGAUGUAUCAUUUAUGUACAGAGGAAACUCGAUUAUUUGGUUCCCAAUUCGCUAUUAUCCGCAGUAUUAACUGAUAUUAAAAAUAACUUACCCAUUUAUCGGAUGACAAAAUUAUUAAAGCAUAUUAAAGGAAAUUGAGAGAAAAAGAAAUGCUCUAUUGUUAAAAAAUUAGACAAAAGCUUGUAAAAACUUAAGAAACAAACAUACAAGUAACUAAAUAAAGACAAAAAUUAAAUGAAAUCUUAAUAAGCUCCGGGACGCAAUCAAGCAGAAUCUACCAUUGAUUAGCAAUAGGCUAUAAAUUAAGGUCUCUCAUUGGUUGUUGCUAAUCGCUGGUACGUUUUGUACAAACAUUGCUAAUCGCGGGUAGAUUUUGUCUCCCUGGAAAUACUAUGCGCACUAUUGCCAAUAGGAGGUAGGAUUUGCCUUGAAGUUGCUAAUCAGCGGUAUGUUUUAUCUAAACAUGAGAUAGCUUUAUACAAUUAUUAAUCACUCACAUAAAAUGAAUCCGUUACACAGCAUUGAAACGAUUUUUGUCAAAUGAACAUAAUCAACCCUUUUAGUGUUCAUAUUAAGUUAUGAUGCGUGUUUAUGGGAACGAAGAAAAGUUCAUUGUGAUUGUUUCUUGAGGGAAACAGGAGAAUUUUUAAGUGGGAGAUGAUAUGUUUUAGGAAUUAUCCUCAUAAAAGACAAAUUUUGCUCGGUGGGCCUUUAUAGCGUUAAUUUAUAUUAGUGCCCGCCUUCACUCACCGUGCGUGUGUACGAAAGCCCUUGAAAAGCUUUUUAUUAAGUAUUUGAGAAUAUGAAUUACGAUUUUUUAAGCAAUAUUAUGAGAAGAACAUAUGCUAAAUCAGCCGAGUUUGGGUUAAACAAGGCGGCCACUCUCAUAUGGCCACAAUAUCUCCAUCAAGCCAUUGUAUGUUCGUUCAACUUGACACGCCAUCUAUUAGUUCCGGUGUUAAUCACCUCUAUGGAUGUUAAUCACCUCAUCAGCAAGCCUUGCAAUUGUAUUCAGAGUUGUAAGUAAGUAGAGUAUAGGGCCUAGUACACUACCUUGUGGUACUCCUGCUUUUAUUUCUGUUAGAUGAGAAAAUACUUCUUCCUGUUUUACUCUAAUCUGUUCGAUAUAUUUUAGUAGUUCUGAAUAUUGCCAUGGCAGGAACUUAGCAUGUUAUUUAGGCCCUUAUGUCAAAGAUUAUUAAAAGUCUGAGCCUCGUCUAGAAAAGCAGCAGAUCACACUUUGUUUUCGUUCUUCCUUUUCGAUUACGUCUGUAAUUCUAUGAACUUAAUCGAUGGUUGAGUGCUUUUCUCGAAAACCAAAUUGAUGGAAUGAUGUUCUUUUCAUCUAUUAUAUGUUUUAGCAUCUUACUAACAUCAAAAUAUUUGUACUGUCAUUUCAUGUAACUUGCAUUAUCCAGUUUUUGAGAAAAAAUGUAAAACUUUUUGCUUCGAAUUUUCUCUGAUUAAAACAUAACAAAAAUUUCGAAUAACUAACUAUUUUGUAUUGUAUUUAUUGUAAAAACUGUAUAAUAUUAAUCUAAAAUAAAAACACAUUAGUAUAUAUUUUUCUUAAAUAAUGUUAAUGAUUAUGCUUAAAAUCGUUCAUUCCAUUGAUUUAAUAUUUAUUCUAAGCCUUUCAGCAUUGUUAGAAUUAUCGGGAAGCCUAGUUGUUUAGCAGUAAAGCACAAUAGUUGUGAUAUAUCCAACAUUAAGACAUUUUUUAAUUACCAUUAUAAAAAUUUUGAAAAA
Messenger RNA from Diorhabda carinulata, 7208 nucleotides. RefSeq names its product chloride channel protein 2-like. Gene Ontology annotation, cellular component: membrane. Gene Ontology annotation, biological process: transmembrane transport; chloride transport. The record is from RefSeq and is a predicted model, not a curated record. NCBI's taxonomy places the organism in Eukaryota, Metazoa, Arthropoda, Insecta, Coleoptera, Chrysomelidae. Bases 170 to 2926 code for a protein of 918 amino acids. The transcript has 12 exons. Gene Ontology annotation, molecular function: voltage-gated chloride channel activity.